This is a messenger RNA of Camelina sativa (false flax), 2528 nucleotides long. NCBI's taxonomy places the organism in Eukaryota, Viridiplantae, Streptophyta, Magnoliopsida, Brassicales, Brassicaceae. The record is from RefSeq and is a predicted model, not a curated record.
AUAAAAGUAAGCUCUCUCUAGUUGUCCUCAUCUCUCCACAAUUCUCUCCUCCAGCUCGAGAGCUCUCGUCACUCAGAUCUCCCCAUCUUCUCCGAUUACACCAUUCCCACAGUUUUCAGAAACCUCUAAAUUAUUUUUUAAAAAUCAUUCCUUUUUUUUUGUUGUUUAAAAACAAAAAAAUGGCGAUUUAAAAAAACAUUGAUCUCUCUCGUCGUUUUCUGAUAAGAGAUUCUGCUCUCUAGUCUUCCAUAAGAGAUUCUGCUCUCUAGUCUUCCAUUGCUCUGUUCGAGAUUAUAUAUCUGACGAAAUUAACUAAGUAAAUUGUAAAAUAACAAAAAAAAGUGUGGAUCUUUGGGAAACAUAAGGUUGAGAAUUAAUACACAUGCCAGCCUUUUUCUGCUUCUUCUUCUUGGUCGCUUUAUCUUCAAGUUUUCCCGCUCUGUCUUGAUAAUAAAACUCUCAACUAAGCCAAAGUUAAGAGUGGAGAGAAAGCAAAAGUUGAAUAGAAAGAGAGAGAGAAGCGAUGAACACUAGUGUUCGAGCUGCUCUUUCCUCCAUGAAAGCUCCUUCAAAGCAUGACACCAAUCAAGAGGACAAGAAGAAGAUGGAGAGUAAUGGAGCUGUUGCUAAUUCAGGCAAAUCUCUGGUUAAUAGGCGUCGAGCUAACAGAGAAAAGAAAAUGGAUUUGCUACAAGAUGUUGAUAAGCUAAAGAGGAAGCUGAGACAGGAGGAGAAUGUGCAUAGAGCAUUGGAGAGGGCUUUCACUAGACCUUUAGGGGCUUUACCUCGUCUUCCGUCUUACCUUCCUCGACAUACAUUGGAGCUUCUUGCUGAAGUAGCUGUUCUAGAAGAGGAAGUGGUUCGGUUAGAAGAGCAAGUUGUAAGCUUUAGACAAGGUUUAUACCAAGAAGCUGUUUACAUAUCUUCAAAGAGGAAUCUGGAGAGUCCUAAUAAUAGCAACAAUGGUUUGAACGAGAAUUCGCCUGUUAGAAGCAGUUGUAGUAAACACCAGCGAUCAAAAUCCAUGUCGCAACACGAGUUCAAUUCUAUGAUCACUCCCCCUAAAAAGCAUCAACAGGGUCAUCAUAGUCUUAGCAGAAGCAUCUCAAGUAGGAAACUCUUCUCCUCUGAUCAAACAGUUAAUGACCGAAGUGGUGGUCAGAGAGUGGUUAAUGGCAAACAAGCGUCGCCUAAACCAAAUAUAAGCAGUGUUACUAAGCCAGUAGAUGUAAGGGGGAAAGAGAACCAGAUCUCUAGUAAUGCUUCAAAAGACAAGAAGAAUAAAGAAUCACCUGAGAAGAAGAUUGGCAGGUUCUUGACAUCUGUGAAGAAGAAGAAACCUUUGAUCAAACCGGAGGCAGCAGCUGAUAAACACUCAGAAUUGCAGGUAGAUGAUAGAUUAGCAGAUCAAGACAAAGCACAGGAGAGUGUUUCAGGUUCAUCUUCAGAAGACAAAACACUGCAAAGUGGAAAUGUAGCAAACAGAGUUUCAGAGGAUUUACUGAAAUGUCUGGUGACUAUUAUCUUGAGGAUCAGCUCGUCGAAGGACAUUGUCUUGGAUCCAUAUAGUAACUGUUCAGAAUGGAGAACAAGAGAACUUGGUGCAUACAAGCAUCUUUGCUCUGUUGAUGCAUCUUCAAUUGAUCUUGGAAGAAGAAUCAAUGCUUCAUUUCUGAUCCAUCGUCUCAAGUUCCUGCUUAAUAAGCUUUCCAUUGUAGAUCUAGACGGUCUUAGCCACCAGCAGAAGCUUGCAUUCUGGAUAAAUACUUAUAACUCAUGUGUGAUGAAUUCAUUCUUGGAGCAUGGAAUUCCGGGGACCCCUGAAAUGGUUGUAGCACUGAUGCAGAAGGCAACGAUAAUCGUAGGAGGACACUCUCUGAAUGCUAUCACAAUCGAACAUUUCAUCUUGAGACUUCCAUACCACUUGAAAUUUACUUGUCCCAAAACUGCAACACAUGAAGAGAUGAGAGCUCAUAGCACAUUUGGAUUGGAAUGGUCAGAGCCUCUGGUCACAUUCGCCCUGUCCUGUGGAAGCUGGUCCUCUCCUGCUGUAAGGGUGUACACAGCAGCUAAUGUAGAGGAAGAGCUAGAAACGGCAAAGAAAGAUUAUCUUCAAGCAUCAGUUGGGAUAUCAAAGAAGAACAAACUAAUGCUUCCAAAGGUAUUAGAUUGGUAUUUAUUGGACUUUGCCAAGGAUUUGGAAUCAUUGCUGGAUUGGAUAUGCCUUCAAUUGCCUGACAAACUAAGAGAAGAAGCAAAUAAGUGUAUGGAGAGAAAGAACAAAGAAUCACUAAUGGAGUUGGUUCAAGUAGUACCAUAUGACUUCAGUUUCAGGUUGCUUUUGCAUCAAUGAAAAAUGUGAUAUAAUAAUAUUUGUAUAGAUUUGGUUGAGAGGAGGGUAAAAUUAGAGAGCGCAAGAGUUAAAAUUUGUUAUUGGUUUUUGGUUGGCUGAGAGUAUAUAGAUAUAUGGUUGUGUUCUUUACUUAAUAAAAUUAAACUAUAAAGGUGAUGUAAUAAUUCAUUUAAUU